This is a messenger RNA of Contarinia nasturtii (swede midge), 6457 nucleotides long. RefSeq lists its product as uncharacterized. Gene Ontology annotation, cellular component: mediator complex; nucleus; core mediator complex. The transcript is spliced from 16 exons. Gene Ontology annotation, biological process: positive regulation of gene expression; regulation of transcription by RNA polymerase II. Bases 794 to 6397 code for a protein of 1867 amino acids. Gene Ontology annotation, molecular function: transcription coregulator activity. Lineage: Eukaryota; Metazoa; Arthropoda; Insecta; Diptera; Cecidomyiidae. The record is from RefSeq and is a predicted model, not a curated record.
UCGAGUCUCGACAAUGCGAGCGAGUCAUUCAAUAUACACACCGUUGUUCGUCAGGCAUUAUCAUCAUCCGCCAUUACACGACAACUACAAGUUGUUUUACACGCGUAUCGUUAGCACGUCAAUCACAAAUCGAAUUUUUUUUUCGAAUUUUUCACACAUUGAACAAUUUAAAUGGUUCCAAAUAAUUCAUAAAUACGGUGUACGCUUCAAAAUAUUUUUUUUUAUCAAAAUUAUUUAACUGGAAUAGUUAUAUUUGGACGAAUGCAAAAACAGAUAGCAAUUUUUCCCUAGUUGAGAAUACUGUACUCAAAGAGAAAAGUUUUUUUGUGAGCGAGCAAAAAGGUUACAUACGUAUUUGAAGACAGAUUGAGUUGUUUCUGCAGUUGCUGAUCGUUAAUUACAUAUACUACAACCGAUCCACAGACAUAAUCUGCAGUUGAAUGAGGUCAAUUUCUUCCACCAAUAACUCUACGUCAAUGUGAUUCUGUAUACUAGUGUUAUUGUUUUGCAGAACUUCAGUUUUUUUUAAUUUGUUAAUACAUCAUUUAAUUGAUACAAAGAGAAAGAAAGUAAUAAUUUUCUUAUCGAAUUCACUGAGAGUUUGCAUUAACACUUGGGACAAAUGAAAAAGCCAACGAAUGCGAAGUAAAUGGAUGAUUUUUAAGUACUGGUCCCUUUGUGUCCGUGAUAAUCGAUUCCAGAGUGGAUCGUUGUCACAUUAAAUAAGAAAUUAACUGCGAGAAAAUUUCAAUUUUAAAGUGCUGACACAUAGAUCACUACUACUCAUUUUUUAAUGAGUAUUCAAAUUGCCGAAAUAUUACAACGGCUACAAAGCGCAUUGGAUCAAAAUUACAAUGUCGCCGACAUGGAUACGGUAUUACAAGUUAUCACAGAGCUGGAAAACAUACAGAUCACAAAAGAACAACUGGAAACCACCCGACUUGGAAAGCAUAUAAACCAUUUGCGUCGUAAAACAGCGAAUGAAUCAUUAGCCCGCCGCGCAAAAAAUCUGCUUAAAAAAUGGCGUGAAAUGGUUUUACCAGCAUCAUCAGGGGGAGCUACGCAACAGCAGCUUCCACAUUCACAAAAACCAAAUAUACCCAGAGUUUCUCCAGCAUUAGCGCAACAACAUGAUGACAGAGGAGUGCAACCACAGUUCUAUAAUCAAAACCGAAUGUCGACACAGUUUCAUGACACCAGCGAACAUAUUAUUGUCGAUAAUUCAAAAUACCCGACUGGCGAUAGCAGGAGACAUGGACGAAUCCAUGAAACUGGCUCAAAUCAUGCAUUAUUGCCCGCCAAAAAUCCAUCAAUAGCAGCUGACCAAAAUGAAGACUGUACGCGAUAUACCAACAAAUUUCACGACAUCAAAUCGAAUUUAAAUACGAAUGUUGGCGGACAGUUGACUUCGUCCAAUUUUAGUGGCAAAAAUAAAGAGCCGGAUCCAUAUAGAAUGCUUAGCACUAAUGAUAAUUUAAAAAGCCACAUUAGCAUAUCUGCCUUACCAAAAAUACCGAAGAUUAAAAACUCCGCCACUUCGCUGAGAUUAAGUAAACAUACCGAUCGAUCACACAGUCCUUUAGUAAAUUUAAAAGAAUCAUCGUCCAUGCCGAAAUUUUCAUCGAGUUCGCAUGAUGAAAAUUCGGUACAUGUGUACGAUGUACAAAAUUACAAACACUUUCAAUCAAAUCAAUCGUCCAUCUCGAAUGGACGUAAUCCAGAUUAUGGUGAUAACUCAACUGCAAUGGACAAUAAUUCGAAUUCGUCAUCUGUAAACAUCAUCGAACCUGAUACAAUCGUACCAAAUAUUAGUCAGCUGAGCAGUGAAAGUUUAACUAAUGAAGUUCUCAAGAAAAAGCAUAAAAAGCACAAAAAAGACAAAAAAGGCAAAAAACAGAAACAAUUAUCGUCGCCAGCAACAACCGAACAAACCUCUGUAACAAGUAGACCACCUGUACUUGAGCUGCCUGAUAGUCUUUCAAGUAAUUCAAUCAGUUUGUUUGCAAACACUAGUGAUUCAAUGAAGGACCAACAUAUGCCAACAAACAGCAAUGCUUUUUUGACUAAUGUCGGAACAUCGUUACCAUCAACAUCCAUAAACCAUGCGGCAAAAAGUGUUUUAUGGACGCCUACAAUUACAUCAAAUACAGUAUCAUCGGAUGAUUUGACAUUCAGCGGUAGAUUUAAAAGAACUGAUGACAAUAUCAUUAAUAUCGACAGUAGUAGUGGAGCAAGCAAUAGUCCAAAAUAUCAUUCAAAAAGUCCAAUGUUAUUGACAGCCAAAAGUCGUAGCUCUAGUCCGUCACGAAUUUUUACGCUGCCAAUGAGAGGCACUGAUUGCGGUAGCCGUAUUGCUACCGAUGAAGAAAAUUCAUCUAAACAACACAUAUCCUUGCUGAAUCAGAAUGAAUCGUCACAAGCAGGUCCAUAUGGAGACAGUCUGGUGCAGGAUGAUAUAUUAGAGAAUGAUAUACCAAGAACAUCAGUAUCAAACAUUGGACAACUAACAGGUAAAAAACGUGGCCGCAAAAAGGGUUCAAAGGGAGUUGAUAGCCGUUUAGGUAGUGCUAGUAAUUCAUCACAUUCACAGCAAGCUGGUGCUCCAUACUAUGACUCAAUAUCAUUUUCAUCGUUGAAAAAUAAAAUUGAAUUAAUUCGUGGAACGACCAAAAAAGUGAAAACAACCAAGGAAUUAUUGGCGGAAUUACAAAAUCGAAAGGCAACAACAUCGACUGAUGAUGGUAGUGCGGUUGAAUCGCAGUUACAAUCGCACCAAGAUGUCGAUGAAAAUGGUCUUACAAAUGGAAAAUAUAAUUUGGGGUUGAAAAUAACAACUCCAAUGUCACCUAUGUUGUCUUCACAUACUCGAAUCACAAGCUCGGAACGAAGUAGUAGCAAAAAGUCGAAGUCAGCGGCCGUGGGCGGAUCUAUGUCAGAUAAUCAAAGCUCAUAUGAAAAUCAAGCAGCAAUCGAAAUUGGGAAUGCAAAAAGUAUAGUUGACCAAGAAAUUGAAGAGUUACAUGCAAAAUUACCGCCAGUGAAUAGAGCCGCGCUGAGGGCAUGGCAAAAAUCAACGUAUAAUAAUAGCAUUGUUUGUACAUGUAAACUAAUUGAGAUCACCGACAAAGAUAAUUCAAUUGAAAUGAAUGAUAACCCAACCACAAAGGAUCAUAGUGUAGAAAAUAUUAAUGUGCCAAAGAUGUUAACUGACUGCAAUGUACUUCCUCAAGCAGCGCUGGUCGAAAAUCGACCGUACGAAUUGAAUGAUAAUCGAUGCGAAUUCUCCAAAUCAAUUCCACCUACAGAAUACAAUAGCACAGUGGCUACCUCAAAUAGCAUCAAUACACCGAAUGUAAAAUCGAUAGAUCAGGAUCCACCGUUUAAAAAACCAACUGUGAAAUCAAUAUUUGAUUUGGAUUACGAUGAUGAUGACCCGAUUACAUUUAAAUUAAAUCACAAUAAUAAUAUAAAUUUAAAUACAAAUUUAAAUAAAAUAAGUAGCAAUAGUGAUAGUAAUAAUGAUAUUUCUGAUGACAAAAGCUGUGAUGAAUUGUUUCUAAACGAGAAUAUUAAUCAAGAUGGUGAAGUAAUACCAAUUAAAUGUGCGGCGAAAAGCAAUUUUCCGACAGAUAGCGAACAACAUGAACAGGGCAAAGUAGAUGAUUGUAAUCCAAUUGUGGAUGGAAUGCAAUCAAAUGUACACAACUCAGACUCAAAUAUCACCGCUGCCAAUACUAAUGUAAUUCCAUCAAAAACAAUGCAAGAAGAACCGAAGGCUCUGAACGCUGAUCUCAACGCAAUUGAACCCCAACCACGUUUCCGUGUUGAAGAAGAUGUGAAUUGUAAUGCAAAACAAUUGUAUAUCACAUCAAAACAGUCAAUCACGGAGUAUCACAUCAAAAAUCUACAUACCUCGUAUAUACCAAACAUAAACGGGAACUGGGACGAUGCCAAGGGAGAGGAAGACUCUAUGCAGCCACAAACAAAAAUUGGUUGUGAUGAUGUAAAUCUAAUGCAAACUAUUUGCGGCGAUGAAGAACAAACAGCUCAGAAAAACAUCGAAUCAACAAUGGAAACAACGAUACACGACCAAGAUGGACAAGCAUCUAAAGAAACAACAUUGGAACGAGAAGAUGAUAAAGAAGAGUUUGAAAUGGAGCCACGUAUUACUGAGAUUUCGAUAGGUCUUUACGAGCGUGUAGUUCCGCUGUGCAAUUACUUAACUAUUGAUCAAUUGCCGAAAAAUCUCAGUCAUACCAGUUUGAACUUUGGUCCAUCAGAUGAAGUGGAGCCACAUAUCUUUUUGGCCAACAUCAUGGUGAAAAAAGAGAUUACCACCGAGAUGGAAUCACAAGAUUCUACUACAAAUGUUGAGAAUAUUGUCCAUACAAAUGAGAAUAAUCCGCAUAUCGUUGCCGAUGAUUCAUUUGAAGCGAAAAUUAAUCAAAAUUUUCGCAUUUAUGAUUGCAGCAACGAUAUUAACGAUAUCGAAAGUGGGCGGAAACAUUCAACAGACAUUGGUUUGAUGGAUUUAGACCAAGGAUGUGAAGAUUUACCACCUGAUUUUGAGUGCGAGCCAAUUGAACAUAUAUGUGAAAUGGAUGUUGAUGACAUUGUUAUGAAUAACGCUAAUGAGCUAAAAUCUGAAACAGAUAAUAAUGUGUAUUCCAUUGCGAACGAUCCAUUUGUCGAGAUGAUCGAACCCAAAAAUAACAAAUCCAUUGAAGAGAGUGAUAUCGAAUUGCACAACGAGAAUGAACCAGUAAAAUCACCAUCGCCUGUAAUCGAUGAAAAUGCACGGGCGAGCAUAGACGAUACCGAUAACCUACACCAAGUUAUAGAUCUGAGUCCAAAUCAAAUACUCCCGGAGUCUGAUGAAAAUGCGAUGGAUUCCAUGGAUUUUGAAAGUCAAUACAGUAAAUCCUAUGACAUGGCGAUUGAACGCAAUUUGGAGGAAUAUCAAAAUAAUAGAGAUAAAUCUGAAGAGCGACAAUCAAUCGAAAAUAUAGAAGCGGAAUUAGAUAUCCAUAUAACUGACCUCUCCGAACAAUCAGACGAUGAGGAAAAUUAUGACGAUGAUGAGAGUCUCGAAGAGGAUUUAUGUUUUGAGAAUUAUGAACAAAAAAAUAGCAACGAUCAUUUCAUAACGCUAGAAAAUUUUGAUAAGGAGCUGAAGGAUUCGCAACAGUCUUCAUCGGAUUCUAUGCAUUCGCAUUCGAGUAAUAGUAGUAGUAGGAGUAGUAGUAAUAGUAGUAGCUGUGACCACGAAGCAAACAAGAAGGCAACUAAUAUGAUCUGUGAUGGUGAAGAAUAUGAAGAACAUGAAAAUAUGACAGAUAAUGAAACAGGUGAAGAUACACCUGACAGAGUUAAUGCAAAUGAUGUAAUGCUGCCAACAAUGUUUUGUAAGCCCGUAUUUUUUGAAGGUGAUAAAACAUCGAAUCUCUUGAAUGAAAGCUCGUAUUCUCAAUUAGAUACAAAUUCAGAUAAAUCUGAUAGUAAUGACUCAAAAUGUAUGGAAUUCGUGCAUCCUGAACUAGACCAUGUAGAUAAAAGAGAUCCAACGAAGCUAGAAUUUCCUCUUACAGAGGAAACACUUAAAACACAUGAAGCAAUCCAUGGAAAAGUUAAUCACAAACGACAUCGAUCAUAUUCCUCAUCGACAACUUAUUCUUCGACAAAUUCGUCCUGGGAUGAUACAUCAUCGUCGAAUUCAAAUAAUAAAAAAUCUAAACCGUGCCCAGAGCAGAAAAAAUUAUUGUUGCCAUCUUUCCUACCUAUUCCAAUUGCAACCAAACUACCAAAAUCAACAUCGGGCAUGGAUCUUAAUGACACAAAAGAAAAUUCAGUUGAACAUACUAACAUUGGAUUUAACGAUGACCAAUUGCAAGUGUCGGUUGUCAAAGUGAUUCAAGAGCAACAACAAUUGUCCACUAAAGCAUAUCUCGAUGAACAAAUAAGAACAAAUAAAACUGAUGUAGAGCAAUUCCCAACUUCUACGCCAGGACUCAUGCAUGAUGGGAAUAAUCAUAAUAAUGCUAGUUUCGCGGAAAACCACAAUGACAACUUAUUCUUUCACCAUUCAUUGCCAGAACAACUGUUCCAAUGUGACGAAAAAGAAGGCGAUGGCCAAAGCAAUAGUACGAAUAUAGCUGAUAAAAAUUCUGAAAGUCAAGAUGGGAGUUUGCAAGAUAGAAAAAAGGAGGAAACCGAAACUGAAUCAUCGCUAUUAUUGGAAAAUAAUGGAAUGUUGCCUAGCUUCAAUGAUUUGACAGAUGAGAAUAUUACUGGAGUAUCAUCAAAUGGAUAUAGGUUCAAAGAGUGGUACGAGACCUUGAAUGUUAGGUCAUAUAAUGAUGAAAUAAUAACCAUAUUGCCUUACUGUGUGAUAGAUUAGUCACACGGAAAGAAUGUAUUAAUAAUAAAGUGAAAAUAAAAUAUUUUGAGGAACAAAAAA